AUGGACGGAUACACUUCCGGGUUGAUACUUUCCACAUUUGAUCCCGCCAACGAUAACGAGACCGCUAACGGAAUCGAGCAUGACAUAUUCGAAUCACACAUUGAAAGACUUAUGAACUGGGACAGUCACAUCUACUACUGGAUCGAUGCACUAUGUAUCAACCAAUGGGACGAAGAGGAGAAGGCCGAACAAGUCAAUCUGAUGGGAAGCAUCUAUGAGGCCGCAGAGGUUGUGAUAUUGUGGCUAGGUAAAGCCGACAAAUGCACUUCGGACGUCAUUGGAAUGAUUGACCGCCUGGCCAAGGUGCACGACGAGGGCUGCGAGACAAGAUAUGACUUGCAAUCGCCAACUGCGCUUGACACAUUAUUGAAUCCGGAACAGCGACGCCAUCUAGGAUUCCAGCGCUUUACCCUGCAAAACUGGGUUGACCUCAUCCUCUUCUUCGAACGGACGUGGUUCACCAGGGCCUGGACACUACAAGAAGUGGCGCUGGCUCAGUGCGCAGCUUUUGGGGUGCGAUCCCAUUCGGCAUCACUAAUGAUGGAGCUCACACCCCUCGCACCUAUGCUGAAGUUUUUGUCUCUCCAACUCAACAUCAAACGAACCAAAGCUCUUUCUCAUGCUCGCCUGGCAAUGCUGAUGAGAGACCUUGCCUUUGGAAAUGCAGAUGAGUCCGAACCAUCCGGAGUGUUCAAUCCAUGCGAUCAGAUCUUUGCAUGCCUUGGCAUCGUCAGGAAGGCCGCCGCAAACGUAAAAGGAGCUCCUCUUGGAAUAAUACCCAAUUAUCGAAAACCUAUCAUGGACGUCUACACCGAAGCAAUGACUUAUAUCUUGACUGGCACUGGGACACUAUCGCCGCUCUCGAGAGUUCAACAUUCUGCGGAAUCGAAAGGAAUUGGUCUUCCGUCAUGGGUUGCAGACAUGAGUGCGGCUCGGAGCACAAGACUGCGAAUCUCUAAGGGCUUCAUUAUCAGCGGAUAUACUCUCACGGUCCAUCUUUACAGACAUGCGGCUGUAACGCAUGUUGGCGAUUCGCGGGACGAGAUGUGCGAGUCUAAUACCUUGGAUAAGACGGCCCAAUUGGCUCUGGCUCGCUCCGAGUUGACCUCUGCGCAGGGUUUACUGAUUGACGAUGUUUGGAAGACGAUGUUGUGUGACGUUCUAUCUCCACGUCACCGGCGGUAUUCAGAUAACGAUCUGCGGUCUGGUUUGACCUGGUUCCUUAAGUGUAUGUGCUACGGGCUCAGCUCUCAGGUGAGCGGACCGAAUCACGCCAACGAUAUCCGCUCUAGGACUAAAUGGCUAGAGCUGCUGGCAGAGAGGGAUGACACGGGCACCAUCCUUUCUCCAAAAGCGGUCAUCGCUUCGUUUCGAGAGUCGGAUCGCGAACGAGGAUCACAGCGGGCAGAAGCACUCAUAUUCGAGCAGUUGUUUGACCGCAGCAUGUCUGGUCGGCGAUUGUUCCUUCUCGAUACCGGAGAGAUCGGUGUCGGUAGUGACGAUAUCCAGCUAGGCGAUACGCUAUGUAUUAUUGCGGAUGGCGCGAGGACGCCGUUCGUGCUUAGAAAGGCGUCUUCCGCAACAAUCAACACCUGGACAUUAGUUGGUGAAAGCAUACGUACGUGGGAUCACGUAUGGCGAGGCAGUUGA
Messenger RNA from Rhinocladiella mackenziei CBS 650.93, 1650 nucleotides. RefSeq lists its product as uncharacterized. NCBI's taxonomy places the organism in Eukaryota, Fungi, Ascomycota, Eurotiomycetes, Chaetothyriales, Herpotrichiellaceae. The transcript is spliced from 2 exons. The record is from RefSeq and is a predicted model, not a curated record. The coding region runs from base 1 to 1650 and encodes 549 amino acids.